GGCCGGGGGCGGGGCUGGCGGGCGCGGGAAGAGCUAGAGGCCUCCGCGCCGCGUCCACGGGGCGGCCGCAGCCCCGCCCCGUCCCGCCCAGCCGCGUCGUGCCGGGCUGUCCCGCAGCGUCCUCUCUGCGCACUCCUCGCCGGGUACACGCGUGUAGGCGCCAGCCGGUGCACCCCGCGCACUAUGGCUCAGCACUUCUCCCUGGCCGCCUGCGACGUGGUCGGCUUCGACCUGGACCACACUCUGUGUCGCUACAACCUGCCCGAGAGCGCCCGGCUCAUUUAUAACAGCUUUGCUCAGUUUCUGGUCAGGGAGAAAGGAUAUGACAAGGAAUUGCUCACUGUGACUCCAGAGGACUGGGAUUUCUGUUGCAAGGGCCUGGCAUUGGAUCUGGAAGAUGGGAACUUCAUUAAACUUGCAGAUAAUGGCACCGUGCUCAGGGCAAGCCAUGGCACCAAGAUGCUCACCCCAGAGGCACUGGAGGAGGAGUACGGCCAGAAGGAGUGGAAGCACUUCCUGUCGGACACUGGCACUGCCUGCCGCUCAGGAAAAUACUAUUUUUAUGAUAACUACUUUGACCUGCCCGGAGCUCUUCUAUGUGCCAGAGUGGUGGACUCCUUAACAAAGCAAAACAGUGGUCAAAAACCAUUUGAUUUUUGGAAGGAUAUAGUUGCUGGUAUACAACAUAACUAUAAAAUGUCAGCUUUUAAGGAGAACUGUGGAAUCUAUUUUCCAGAAAUAAAAAGAGAUCCAGGCAGAUAUUUACACACUUGCCCUGAAUCUGUAAAAAAGUGGCUUCGACAGUUGAAGAAUGCUGGGAAAAUUCUUAUGUUAAUUACCAGCUCUCACAGCGAUUACUGUAGACUCCUCUGCAGAUAUAUCCUUGGGAAUGAUUUUGAAGAUCUUUUUGACAUUGUGAUUACAAAUGCCUUGAAGCCUGGUUUCUUCUCCCAUUUACCAAGUCAGAGGCCCUUUCGGACACUUGAGAAUGAUGAGGAGCAGGAGGCUCUGCCAUCUCUGGAUAAGCCUGGCUGGUACUCCCAGGGGAAUGCUGUCCACCUUUAUGAACUUCUGAAGAAAAUGACUGGCCAACCUGAACCCAAGGUUGUUUACUUUGGUGACAGUAUGCAUUCAGAUAUUUUCCCAGCCUCUCAUUAUAGUAAUUGGGAGACAGUCCUCAUCUUGGAAGAGCUCAGAGGAGACAGAGACGGGAAGCCUGAGGAUGCAGAGCCUCUAGAGAAAAAAGGAAAAUAUGAGGGACCGAAGGCAAAGCCUCUGAAUGCAUUAUCUAAAAAAUGGGGCUCUUUUUUUAUCGAUUCAGUUUCUGGACUGGAAAAUACAAAAGAUUCCUUGGUUUAUACAUGGUCUUGUAAGAGAAUCAGUGCUUACAGCACUAUUGCAAUCCCAAGUAUUGAAACAAUAGCAGAAUUACCCCUGGACUACAAGUUUACAAGGUUCUCUUCAAACAAUUCAAAAACGGCUGGUUAUUAUCCAAACCCUCCAUUGGUAUUAUUAAAUGAUGGGAUGCUGACAGCUAAAUAAAGUAUCUUAACUAAAAACUGAAGAACUAUAUAUGCAGCAAAUAUACUGUAAAAAUGUUAAUUUUCAAAAAAUACUGUAAAAUGCUUUAUAGGGACAAAUUGUAAAGUGACCAAGAAAUUGAUGUUUUUCAAUGGGUCUCCUUUCAAUAGAGAUCAUCUUGAUACCCAACAACUCCCAUUAAUUAAAAUCUCAUUAUCUUAGAACCAAAAAGAAUCUUAUUAAUAUUUCCUAUACCAGUAAUUCUGAGAUGAGAAUUACUUGGGAAUAUAUAGAGAGAUAUAUAUAUACACAUACAUAUUUACACAUUUGCCUAGACCAGUGGUUCUCAGUGUGGUCCCCAAACCCCUAGCACAGCAACACCUGCAAAGUUGAUGGAAACGCAGACUUGUGGGAAUGGACACAGCACCCUGUGUUUUAAUAAUAGUGUAAUUCACACUGAAGGUUAAGAACCACUGGCUAGACCAUAACCUCCAGACAUUGGGGAUACAGAUGAGCAAUGAGUAUUUAUAUUUAUCCCAGGAAAAUGCAGCCAGAAUUAAGAAUAACUCAUCUACACCUGCUGUUUCAAUCUAUAGUCAAGAACACCAAGUCUAGUGAGAUUAUUUUUCCAGAUUAUCAAGUUUUAUGCUAUUUUUGUGGUUUCCAAAACAAGGAAAUAGGAUGUCUUCUAGACCAUACAGCUGUACGGGACAGGGAUGAAUGAAUAUGCCAACAGGUUCAGCCUCCAGUGUUACCCAUUAGGGUUUUUUCCUCCCUGUUAAUGUUAAGUCUGUUUACUUCAUUUUCAUUCACCUUAAGGACAAAAAUUGGUUCUUGGGGUGAAAAAAAAUCUUAAUGCAGCGGGUUGUGGUCCUCCAUAUUUUCAACCCUACUCAGUAAAACCUUAUUCCUUAGUAUUAACUUCUUUCAUUAGGGAGAAAUAUAAUUUACAGUUACAUUUAUUAAUUAAAUUUAAUUUUUCUCAUAGGGCAAGGGGGUGAUAAUGAAAAAAAAAGUUGAGAAAAACUGCUUUUGUGUUCUUAGUGCUAUAUGUAGUUAUUAGUAGCUGUUUGUUAAGAUGUUUGGACCUAGGUAAUGUUUACAACAUAAAUUCCUGGCUACUCCUUAUGCUGUAAUUUUACUUUGUCCAUUAUGGACAGUAUCAGAAAACAUACUGGUCACUACCAUUUUACUUGGAUUGUAGCAGAGAAUUUAGCCUAUUAAUGGAUGCAAUGGAAAGAAAAAUAUUUUGUUAAAUUUUUAAAUGCUCAGUUCUCAAAUAUAUUGUGGGGAUGAGUAUCUCAGGGUAGGUAAACAGUUACUGAAUUUUUUUUUUCCUUAAGUCAGUAACUUUUUUGAUAUCUACUAAUAAAUGUUAAUAUCUUUGAAAUUGAAUUCCAAAAUCUCAUUGGAGUAUGAUAAAGAGCAUACUAUCAAGCUUAAGGCUUAAAUGAAAGAUGCUGUUUCAUGUAUACUUUCAAUAGACAUUUGAUUUCUUUUAAAAAUAAAGUUAUUUUUCCUUA
Molecule: messenger RNA, 3044 nt
Organism: Phacochoerus africanus (Common warthog)
Lineage: Eukaryota; Metazoa; Chordata; Mammalia; Artiodactyla; Suidae
Gene: NT5DC1
Product: 5'-nucleotidase domain containing 1
Exons: 12
Coding region: 184-1542 (452 amino acids)
Molecular function (GO): 5'-nucleotidase activity
Source: RefSeq, a predicted model, not a curated record